Messenger RNA from Eimeria acervulina, 1269 nucleotides. RefSeq lists its product as hypothetical. Lineage: Eukaryota; Apicomplexa; Conoidasida; Eucoccidiorida; Eimeriidae. The coding region runs from base 1 to 1269 and encodes 422 amino acids. The record is from RefSeq and is a predicted model, not a curated record. The transcript has 2 exons.
AUGAGCAGCGGAGCGGGCGUGAUGGGGCCCUGGCCGGACCUGGCCCCCCCACCUGAGGCUGUUCACCUUUUUCACAGAUAUGAGGAUCUUAAGGCUCAGCUCUUGCCUCUGGAAUCCCCCCCGCAACCGCAGACACCAGAAAAAGUCGCUCCCACUAACGAUGCUCUGCAUGCAGUAGAAGCAUUCGCACGCGAGCCUUCCGUCGCUGCUGCUGCAGCACUGCCACGCCAGGGUGCCUCAGGACUACUGCAACCCUUUUCCCAAACUUUCAGCAGAAGCAGAGAGGCUGAAACUAGUAAAUGUGCGCCUUUCGCGAGGGGCUCAUCACCUGCUGCCUCCCGUAAAAAUGGGGGCUCCAUGUGCUGGGCGGACAGGUCAAGAGGUGCUCUGGGACCGUGCUCGCCGGCUGCUGCACCUGGAGUUCUCUCUAAAGAGACUCAGGGGCUUGAUGCAGUCAUUGGCCUUCUAGAUACAGCGAAUAGCCACAUGGACGAGGCAACAGCUCCCCCCAGAUACACACAGAGCAGCACGCUUCCCACUGUCACCCGCUUUGGCAGCGAUGUGCUGACCGCGCAGAGGAGGACCCGCAGCAGCGACUCCAUGGGCUUUCCCCUUGUUAAGGGGAGAAACAGGAGAGCGGAAGCGGUGGCUAGCUGCGAGCAGCAGGCAGACAGUUCGCCUUGUCAAGGCACCCUUCCACCAGAAAUAGAGUCCUUGAUGAUGCGCCUGCAGCACCGCAGCUGCAACACCGGGACGGCAGCACCAUUCAGCUGGCGCAGGGCCCGGGAAAGAGCAAGAGCUGUUGCUGCUGCAGCACGCAGCAGCAGCAGCAGCAGCAAUUGCCUUGCGACAGAAGGCAACUGGAAGUUCGACGGUGAUAUGUUGGUGCCAGGGGACGCAGCAAAAACCAAAGUCCUGAGACAGGAGGCACUGAAGAGAGUGCGACAAAGGGCUAGAGAGGCGCGGGAGAGGCAGCAGCAACAGUUUCUGCAGCAGCAGGUAGAGCAGGAACAGCAGCAACAGCGCAGCCAAGCCCUCUGUAAGCAGUUAAGGCAGCGCACGCUGCAGCGGAUCAGAGAAAUUGCUCUCAAACAAGAAGAAGAGAAGCAACAGCAGGAGCUACUGCAGCAGCAAAUGCUGCGGCAAGCGGAAGCGCAGAGGCAGUACUGCGCGAGGCAUCGCAAGGCCCUUCAGCAGCGGCUGCUGCAGCAGCAGCAAGAGAUAAAGGACAAGAUAAGAAUGCAUGCGGAGGAGAGUAGCAUGCAGUGA